AUUUAUCAAGUCUUUUACUGCACCACUUUGUACAAGACUACUUCAGUAGGCAAACAUCCGCUAUAUACGGAUGGAUGAAUAGUGAUAUUAUUAGCUAAAAUAUUGCAUCCCGCAGCCAAAACAGGAUAAUGGCAGAUCUACGAGUACCUGAAUGGCUGACUGCUGAUUUUCUCAAAUCCUGUCUCCAAUCAGACCAAGAGGAUCGCGAAGAGCUCGUCAUCACAAGCCACACAUUCGAACCAGCUGUACCGCCAGGAAACAAUUACGGCAGUAACAUGUUGAGAGCGAUUGUGAACUACAAGACACCAAAUAACGAUUCCUCAGAAUAUUCAGUGUCACUGAUCAUCAAAUCACCAAUGGACGACUUUGUAAACACGUAUGGUGAAUUCGUCAACGAAUUAUACGACAAAGAACCUAUGUACUAUAAUCAAUUUAUUAGCGAGACUUAUAAAAUAUCUAAGCAUAGUAUUGUACCUAAACAUUACAGCUCACCGAAUCCACUCUGCGUCGUCUUGGAAGACCUGAAAGCAUCAGAUUAUACUAUGGUCGACAGACACGACCUUCUAGAUCUCAACCACUGCCAGUUGUACGCCAAGUCUUCAGCCAAACUACAUGCCCUCUCGAUAGCAGUUUACAAGAAGCAUCCUAAAAUAAUUCAAUCCAUAGUGACGCGUAGUCCUGAGUUUACUGAGGAGGCUCUUAAAUUGCAUAUAAGGGUCGUGCUGAGCAGUGUUCAGUGCAUGGCUGCUUUCCUAGAAGACAAGCCUAGCUAUAAACAGUGGUUGAGCGUUAUAAAUGAGUUAACUGACCUCACGUUGCAGGAGCUACUUGUGAACGACAUGGAGGCGUCACUGCAGCCGAUAAAGGCGUUGACACAGAAAGAUCCUUGGUGCACCAACAUCAUGUUCAAAUACAACGAAUGUGGGCAAGUUGUAGAUGCCAAACUCCUGGACUUCCAAUAUGCAGAAUUUACAUCUCCGGUGAAGGAAUUAAUCACUUUUGUGUGGGUGAGUAGUAACCCAGAAGUUCGCAACUCCGGAAUCAACGAUUUGUGUAUGCUGUAUUGUGAUUCUUUGAACAAGCACCUUGAAGAGUUCGGUUGUGAGGAAAAACUGUCCGUAGAAGACAUGAAAGCAGAUAUAAAGGCGCUGAGCUUUCAUGUGCUAAUGGCUGUCUGUGUGAUGCUUCCGCUUUUCUUUGCUGACGAAAGGGCUGAAUUCAAUGUCUUCGCAGCACCCGAUGAUUUGAAUGUGCCCAUAAGAGAAAGUGCUAGGUAUAAAUUAUUUCAGAGUACUUCAUUUAAAAAGUACUGCCCAUUUAUUUUUGAUGAAAUGGAAAAAGAGGGAGUAUUAGAUCACAUUCGAGAAAAAAUUGAACUGUUACGACCACAAAAUAAUAAAACAACUCAGAAUGAAGUGUCCUAAAAGUACAUAUUCUUACUAAUACAGUUAUCAUUUUAUAUUUGUGAUAAUGUACUCAUUUAGAUACAUUAUUUAAUUUUAAUAACAGAAAUAAUUGUUCCAAAGAAAUUUCGCUCACGACAGACUGUUAUUUUCAUGUUUACUGCAUCAUUCGUCAAAGCAAUCAAAACAGAAUAUUAUAAAUCCCGAAAAGUUUCCAUACUUAUUACUUUAUGUUAUCAUUGUUCAUAUGAUAUUGUCAGUGUUAUAUUUUAAAGGAUUAUCCGCAGCUCUCAGUACAAAUAAAUUAUGCAUACGUGGCUAUAAAAAGAGACAAACUGCCCAACAACGCUCAGGAAAACGUAAAAAUAUAACCACGUCUUGAUUCACCACAAAAUUUAAAAUUUGGGCACAUUUUUACUCCAGAACCACAAUAAUUAUCCUUAUAUUAUAUUAUUCUUAUCAAAACCAACAAUUAUAUAAACUAUAAUUAUUAUUUAGAAUAAUUUUUUAAUACAAAUUAGUACUAAAAAGUUUUAGAUCUUGUAACACAGACAAUAAUUUAUACAACAGAAACAUCCUGCGUAUGCGUUACGAUAAACAAUUUUUAAUUUGGAUACUUGUAUUAGUGCAAUGAAUAUUUUGCCAAGGCUAUCUACCACUCAACAGCAUAUCGAUAAAAAUAUUAUUAAUUGUCAUAUUCUUAAUAUGAAUAAUGAAUGAAAAUUAAAAAUAUGUCCUUCAAAUAAACUGCUUUGGAUAAGGAUGUUUAAACAUGCUAAAAUAAUAACACUUGCCUAUACUUGUUGUGUCAUAAAUAUGUUAAUAAGUUACAGAAUCAUUCAAAAGCAAAAAGGGCGCUAAAAAUA
Homalodisca vitripennis (glassy-winged sharpshooter) is the source of this 2269-nucleotide messenger RNA. RefSeq lists its product as uncharacterized. The record is from RefSeq and is a predicted model, not a curated record. Bases 129 to 1424 code for a protein of 431 amino acids. The transcript is spliced from 2 exons. NCBI's taxonomy places the organism in Eukaryota, Metazoa, Arthropoda, Insecta, Hemiptera, Cicadellidae.